AGUAUACAGCACAGUCUCAUGUCUUGCUGCAGCUGCUACUGGACAGAAAACAAGAAGAUCCACUGAAGUGAAAAAAUACCAACUUCCCUCACAAGGGAUGAGAUAAAGGGAGACAAUGAAACGGCAAAAAAGAAAAAAGAAAGCAAAAAGGGGAGAAAAUUCUUCUAACCUCGAAAGACGGCCAUCCCUGCAGGAAGAUGUGGGAAACAUGGAGGCGAGAUCAGUGGAGGAAAACUCACACAGCCCAUGCCUGCCUGAUCCUGAAUCAACCACUGUAGAGGAGAAAGAAGCUGACUGGGUGGACAACAACAGGGCUGACCUCAUUCAGAACAUUACUGAAGUGAUGCCGAUAGCAGAUCUGAUGCAUCAGAGGGGAGUUAUCCAUAAAGAGAUGUACAACCGAAUCAAGAGUAAAAGUGUGGCGCAGGAUGGGAUGAGGGAAAUCUUCAGCACUACCACGUGUACAAAAACAAAAUCUGCCUUCUACAGAAUCCUCCAAGAAAUUCAUCCUGAGAUAAGUCCUAAAGAUUUCAUCAAAGAAGUCGUCAAAAGGAACAAAGAAUAUUUGAGGGAAAAGUGUUCGUGGCAGCUUGAAGGCACCGGAAAAUCUCGUGACGAUGAAAAACCACUGGACAAGAUUUACACAGAGCUUCACAUUGUUCAAGGAGAGAAUGAAGAUAUCAAUAAACAACAUGAGAUUUGGGAAAUUGAAGAAAAAACAAGGAACCAAACAGCAGAGGGGAUUAAAAUCAACUGCAAUAAUAUAUUUAACACCACUCCAGAAAACACAGCAUCAUCUAAGCGAGACGAAAGACAAGUGAAAACCAUCAGGACUGUGAUGACCAAGGGAAUAGCUGGAAUUGGAAAAACUGUCUCUGUGAAGAAGUUCAUUCUUGACUGGGCUGACGGUCGUGCCAAUCAGGACUUGGACUUCAUUUUCAUGUUUCCAUUCAGGGAGCUGAAUCUGGUCAUAGAUGAGGAGUUCAGCCUUGAGGAACUAGUGAGGGAAUUCCAUCCAGAGCUUAGUAACAAAGCAGCUGCAAUAAUAUUUUCUGAAAUAAAAACGUACAAAGUCUUGUUCAUUUUUGAUGGUCUCGAUGAAAGUCAGAUGAAAUUGAAAUUCAAAGACACCAAAAGACUCUCAGAGCCCUCAAAGAAAUCCUCAGUGGACACUCUGGUGACCAACCUUAUCCGAGAGCAUCUUCUUCCUUCUGCACUUGUCUGGAUAACAUCAAGACCAGGAGCAGUUCAACGUAUCCCUCGAGAGUAUGUUUACCUUUGGACAGAGGUCAGAGGUUUUAAUGAUCCACAAAAGAGUCUCUACUUCAGGAACAGAGUUGAGGACAAGGACGUUGCUGAAAGAAUCAUCAACCUCAUCACCAUGUCACGGAGUUUAUACAUCAUGUGUCACAUCCCCAUCUUCUGCUGGAUUGCCUCAAAAGUUCUUGAGUAUUUGCUUUUAAAAUCAGGCAACACUCAAGAUGAAACCAUAAAGACACCGACAACUCUCACUGAGAUGUACUCGCACUUCUUCCUCAUCCAGAUGACGGUUGCUACUGACAAAUAUGACAAGGAGGAGAAGACUGAAGCAGAGGAGAUCUUCAAGUCAAAUGAGGAGUUCAUCUCCAGAUUAAGCAGGAUGGCAUUUGAAAAGCUGGAAAAAGGUGAAAUCAUCUUCAGUGGGGAAGAUCUGAAAAAGUACGGCAUUGACAUGGACAAAGCUGGAGUCUAUUGUGGAUUCUGUACAGCGAUAUUCAAAGUGGAGAGUGUGUUCAAUACCAAGAAACUCUACUGCUUUGUGCAUUUGACGGUCCAGGAGUAUUUUGCAGCUCUCUUUGUGUACCGCAGUUUCGCAAGAAAAUCCAUCGAGUCCCCAAUCCUCAAGAAUUUCUUGCUGGUAGGAUCCGAUGAGGAUCUUGAGUCUGUCCUGGAUGCAGAUCCAGUUGAUCUACCCUUAGAUGAGUUGAUAGAAAUUGCAAUAGCUAAUUCAACUCCAAGAAAGACAGGAGAACUGGACAUGUUCCUCAGGUUCCUAAUUGGUUUGUCCUUACAGUCAACACAAGAACUGCUUUACGGCCUGAUUCAGCAGACAGAGGAACACUCUGAAGUUGUUGAGGAGAUUGUGAAGAGUCUAACAGAAAUAGAUCUAGCUGACUGCUCACCUGAAAGAUGCCUGAACCUUGUCCACUGCCUGGUUGAGCUGAAGGACACUGCCAUACAUGAUGCUGUCCAGCAGUAUCUUACACCAAAUGAGAGUCCAGAAACCCAACUCUCCCCUGUUCAGUGUUCAGCUUUGGCAGAUUCCAUUCUCAUGUCCACUACACCUCUGGAUGAAUUCAACCUGAUGAAGUUCAAGCUGACAAGAAGAGGUAUUUUCCGGCUUCUCCCAGCUGUGAGGAACUGCAGGAAAGUAAUAAUCUCAGGUGUUGAUCUGGACCUCUGGAUUUGUGAAACAAUUUCUUCAGCUCUCCAGAAGCCAAACUCUGUGCUAAUUGAACUGCACCUGAUAAAUAGCACCUUUCCUGAAAGAGGCGUUGAAGUUUUGGCUGAGGCACUGAUAAAAACUCAGUGUAAACUGGAAGCUCUCAGUCUCUCGGGCCAGUGGACUUCAGAUCUGCUCAAUAAACUGGCACCAGAUAUUGAACCGGUCAUCUCAAAUCUGAGGGAGUUGGAGUUGAGUGACAUGUGCACGAACUCAUUGGUCUCUGUGAUCUCAAUUGGCCUAAGCAGCCCUAAACUGGAGAAACUCAGACUGAACCGAAAUUCUGGAAUCAAUAAAAUCUGCAACGAGCUGGCCACAGCAUUCACAGCCAAACCGUCCAACCUGCGAGAGCUUGAACUGAAUUACACCAACUUUAAAGACACAGAGAUGGAGAUCUUCUCAAGUGCACUGACGAGCUCAACCUGUAAACUGGAGACACUAGGUCUCAGUCACAACAAACUAACUGUAAAAGGCUGUGAGAUGCUGGCGUUGGCUCUGAGCUCCAGACCGUCAUCUCUCCGGAAGUUGGACCUGAGCUACAAUGACCUGUACACCUCCGGACUGAUGGAGCUCUGCAAGGCCCUGAUCAACCAACACUGUGUCUUGGAAGUUCUAAGGAUGCGUUUCUGUAAAGUGACAGGAGAUGAAUGUUCCUCUGUGGCGUCAGCUCUGAGGUCGGACCACUGCAAGCUCAGAGAGCUGGACCUGAGCUUCAAUUACCUCACCGAUCAACAAAUCAAACUGCUGACUGAAAUACAGGAGGAUUCACGCUGCAGUCUGGAGAACCUCAAUGUGGACCAAAAUGAGCAACGCUGGGUCGAUUUGAAGCUACUCAGACAAUAUGCCUGUGAUCUGACAUUGGAUCCCAACACAGCUGGAAAAUAUAUCUCUUUGACUGAGGAGAACAAAAUGGCAACACAUGGAAAGAUACAACAAUAUCCUGAUCAUCCAGAUAGAUUUGAUGCACCUCAAGUGCUGUGUAAGGAGGCUCUGACUGGUCGUCAUUACUGGGAGGUUGAGUUUGAGUCAAGUUCAGGAAAAGUUGGAGUUGCCUACAAAAGUAUUCCCAGGAAUGGCGACUGUUCACGUGACUUUUCCUUAGGAGGAAAUGAAAAGUCUUGGUGCUGGGAAAUUGAAGGAAGUUUUCAUCACAAUGAUUCCCCUCAAAUGUUUUUGGUGUCAAAAACAAGCAACGUAGGAGUGUAUCUGGACUGGCCAGCAGGAAUUUUAUCCUUUUUUGAAGUGUUUCCUGAAACACUGACCCAUCUGUACACUGUACGCACAACCUUCACUGAACCGCUCCAUCCUGGUUUUGACGUUGUUAGUGGAUCUUUUUUCCUCAGGAAAAUAGAUAAUCUAUUAUUUAAAUAGUGAAACAACAUACAUGUAUGUAAAAAAGUACUCCAUCAUCAGCAAGCAUGUGGUGACAGUGGAGAGUAAAAACUUGGUUAACAGGACUGUAAAAAACCUCCAGCAGACCCAGACUCAGGGAGACUCUUUUGAAGCAUGUGGCAUGACCACAUAUUCAAGACUUUCAGGAUGAAGAUGCACUUUGUGCACUUUGUCCUCUUCUUAUAAAGUGGUUCCUAAUUAAUGAGCAGCUGGAGAGCACUAACAAUUAGAAACUGAAUGGCACUCAUGAAGACACUUAGGCCCCGUUUACACGGGGCAAAAACGGAGGCGUUUUCACGCGUUUUGGCCGUUCGUUUACACGAAAACCCCCAAAAACGAUCAUUUCUGAAAACUCCGGCCAAAGUGGAGAUUUUCAAAAACUCAGUUUUCACAUUUGCGUCUAAACAGAGAAAACGGAGGAAAACGGAGAUUUACGUCACAUUAUGCGACAGAAACGUCACCAGCAGCGUCAUGAGUGCGACCUGUGUUUACAAUUUGUUUGGCCACCGUAAACAUUUUCUUUUAUUUUACCUGUUUUAAAUUCUCUCAGACUCUCGUUCCGUCACAGUGUCCACACUGCAUGCGAGCGAGCGAGCGUCAGCGUCAAAAACAGUUCCAUUGCUUUAUUUUUUAUUUGCACUGUCUACACUGGUUGCGAGCGACGCGGAGUCGUUUUGAGCUGGACUUUUGUCGCACGCCCUGCUUCUAUUUUCUUCCUGUCGCUCGGUUGAAAGCCGGUUGAAAGUUGAAAAAAAAGUGUAAAGCGCUGUAGGAAACAGUCAUUUCAAUACAAGAACCUCAAUAAAGUGGCAGCUGCUGGAGGGAGAUCGCCAGGGACGGUUCUGAUAAGAUAUAAUAAGAAUCUUAUCUUAAUCUUAUUAGGGCUUAAUUUGUGCCGGAUCCAACAAGAUCUGGUACCUAUUUGAUCAUUUCUCGUGUCCUCUGCUUUUCCCCCACAUCCCAGUAAUGAUCUGACAUGCUGACAUGUUUGCUGCUUUUAACACCACGAACACGCCGCUCACUCCACGCUGUUCGCUGUUUGAUUGCGUCACCACACGCCGUUAUUUUGUUCGUUUUUUUCCCCCACUUUGGUCGGACGGUAGACCUGCUUCCAUUUUCUUCCUGCCGCCUUGUCUAGGAGUUCUUUUAGGAGUUUCUUUCAGGAGCGCACGGGCGGUUGGUGGGGCGAAUAAAAGGCGAGUCUCGGGCGGGUGAAUAAAGGCAGAUUUAUGGUUUAUGGUAAAAUCAGCGUAGCCUACGGCGUAGGGUACGCGGCAACGCGCACCGUUCGGUGAGUGCGCCGCGUACCCUACGCCAUAAGGUCUGCGUUGGUGUAACGCAGAACCAUAAAUCAGCCUUUUAAAAGGCGAGUCUCAGCUGUCAAUCAAAAGAACGUGGUAGAACGUGGGGCCGAUAAUGCGUUCAGUGUUUCAGGACAGAGCGCGUCCGAUGCCAUAAAUCAGCCUUAACUGGAAGUUACACGUGUCAUUUGUUGAUGUUUUUUCCAGGAUUCUGAUUGGCUGGCAUGACGUUAACAGCGUUUUCAUGCGGGUCUGUGUAAACGAGGAUAUUUUUGAAAACGGAGAGGGGAAAAUAUCCGUUUUUGUAAAUACCCGGCUACGUGUAAACGUGGCCUUAUGUUCUUACAAUCCAGUCUGAGUUUUACUGGGUGUUCAAGAAUGUCAGUAAUUAUUUUAGUAAGAUGAUGAUUAUGUGCAAAUUUAUUCACAGAUCCCUGAAGAUUUCACUGUGUUUGGGGUCUCAGUUUAAUCAUGAUUAUGAAACAUAUAUGUACAACAUGUGCUACGUCACUGUAGCAGGAAUGGACGUGGUCCUCGAGCCUGCAGCUGUUGUAUAGCUGUUUAUCCUGCAGCUGUUGUAUAAUAUUGUAAUCUUGUGACUAUAUGGCCAAAGUAUGUCAAACACAUUUUCACAGUUGUAUUAUAAAUGUCUGUUGGAUUUGUACCAUACUUUAAAUCUUUGAACUAUUGUUUUCUCUCCUUUGUUUUUCAAUGAUUUUGACUGUGUGCUAUAUAUUUAUACUAUUUACAGUGCUUUAAAAUGUUUCCUUAGGCGGUGCUAUGUGAAGGUAAUGAUUGUAAUUUUAUGAUCCAGAAAGUCUGAUUUACUUUGCAGCAUUUGGGGAACUGGCAAGGAAUCAUGUCUUUGCUACCGUACUUAAAUGUUAGCCCUCAACAUUUUUGAUCGAGAUUAAAAUCAUGUCAAA
This is a messenger RNA of Cololabis saira (Pacific saury), 6101 nucleotides long. Its product is annotated as NACHT, LRR and PYD domains-containing protein 12-like. The coding region runs from base 116 to 3853 and encodes 1245 amino acids. The record is from RefSeq and is a predicted model, not a curated record. The transcript is spliced from 12 exons. Lineage: Eukaryota; Metazoa; Chordata; Actinopteri; Beloniformes; Belonidae. Gene Ontology annotation, biological process: regulation of apoptotic process. Gene Ontology annotation, molecular function: protein binding.